AUGGGUAAGUGCUUCAACGUCAAGUUUUUCAUCGAUGACAAAGAGAAGACUGGUUUAUGGUGGCGCGUCUGUGUUUUAACAUCUCGCUUGCAGACUAAUCCCGAGAAUCAUUUCACCAACUUACGCCACACAGACCCGAUUCAGAAAAAUCCUUUUCGAGUUGUCAUGGACACCACCGCUUUUCUAGAAGAAAGACCGUGCGCCGUGGCUUGUUCCAGAGCGUUUUUGGACGACUAUCCUUGA
Molecule: messenger RNA, 243 nt
Organism: Pochonia chlamydosporia 170
Lineage: Eukaryota; Fungi; Ascomycota; Sordariomycetes; Hypocreales; Clavicipitaceae
Exons: 1
Coding region: 1-243 (80 amino acids)
Source: RefSeq, a predicted model, not a curated record